Molecule: messenger RNA, 3609 nt
Organism: Marasmius oreades (fairy-ring Marasmius)
Lineage: Eukaryota; Fungi; Basidiomycota; Agaricomycetes; Agaricales; Marasmiaceae
Exons: 8
Coding region: 103-2034 (643 amino acids)
Biological process (GO): L-valine biosynthetic process
Cellular component (GO): acetolactate synthase complex; mitochondrion
Molecular function (GO): magnesium ion binding; acetolactate synthase activity; thiamine pyrophosphate binding
Source: RefSeq, a predicted model, not a curated record
GCCACACCUUCCAACUCGACCUCAUUGUACCACGGAGCGAGAAAUCGGUGUUCUGUUGCUAGUUGCCUGGGAGUGGAAAGUCAACAGGUGACUAUAAGUAACAUGGUAUUCACGACCUCCUCCGCUUUUCUCAAAGCCUUGUCGAACGCAGGAAUAACUCAUGUCUUUGUUAAUUGGGGCUCAGAUCACCCAGCUUUGUUGGAGGAUCUCCAGCGACAACGAAUCGAUGGAGAUGGGGAAACGCUACCUAGUUUUGUGACUUGCCCGAACGAGAUGGUAGCUCUGAGCGCUGCGCAAGGUUAUGCUCAGGUCACUGGAAGGCCAGCUGCAGUCAUUGUUCAUGUUGAUGUUGGAACGCAGGCCCUUGCGGGAGCAGUACACAACGUCGACCGUGGAAGGACACCGGUUCUCAUUUAUGCCGGGGCAUCUGCAUCUACGAGCCGAAACGAGCUGAAAGGAACUCGCAAUGAAUGGAUUAUGUGGGUUCAAGAUAUCCCGGACCAGUCUGCUAUCGUCAGACAGUAUAUGCGGCAUACAAUCCAGAUCGAUACUGGGAAGAACAUGGGUCAGGUUGUCAAUCGAGCUCUUCAAAUCUCUAGCAGCGAACCAAAGGGACCUGUAUAUCUAUGGGCUCGUCGCGAGGUCAUGGAAGAGGAACUUCCAUCCAACUUGUUCGAGUCAAUCACUUCACAAAUCAAACACCCACCUCUCCCGAUCACACGCUCUGGUCUAUCUCCCAAUGAUACUAGAAAAAUUGCCGAAGCUCUCAUCGCAGCCAAACAUCCACUCAUCAUUACUUCCCAUGCGGGCCGCAACGUACAUGCAGUCGCACCCCUCGUCGCCCUCUCUGGACUUUUGGCUAUCCCGAUCUUCGUUACUUGCCCUAGCGCACUCAAUGUUCCUUUCACUCACCCUUACUUUGUUGGAAUGACGUAUCACAAUCCCGGUGGAUCCUCUGAGGCCUUCAAAGUCCAUCUGCACAAGGCAGACGUCGUGUUGGUCAUUGAUUCCGAUUUGCCAUGGCUUCCACUAUUUCACGAACCCAAAGACGAUGCACAUGUGUUCAUUCUCGAUGCCGGAGAUCCUCUAAAAGUCAACAUCGGGAAUUCGGAUAUCACUCUGCACUCUGGCAUCGAACUUCUUUGUAAAGCCGACGCUGAAACGGCCCUGCAACAAAUCAUGGAUGCUCUCCAUGAGCGUUUGAAUGAAUCCGACGUUUCAAAUCAAGUGGAUCAAGUGGUUAAAAUAAGAGGGCAGGAGUUGAAAGAGGAACAUAACAAGUGGGUGGCUAGGUUGGAUCUAGCGGAGAAUGUCGGUAGUGGUGAAGGAAACAAUGUUGCUGCUCCGAGUCAUAUCACUGUUCCACAUCUCAUGAGUGCAUUACGCUCUGUAAUCAACAAAUCUGUCAACCCGCUCAAAACGCUUUUCAUCAAUGAAUCGAUAUCCAAUUUCGGAUUCGUUUGGGAACACAUUCGAGCUGAAGUUCCCGGGAGUGUUUUCACGUCUGGCGGAUCGUCGUUGGGUUAUGCAUUAGCUGCUUCAGCAGGUGCCUACAUCGGAGAAGAAGUCAUUACGAAAGCUCAGGGAAAUAGCAAUAAACAUGACUUGAUUGUGGCUGUCGUUGGGGAUGGAUCGUACAUGUUUGGUGUUCCGAGUUCGGCGUAUUGGGUUGCGAGGAGAUAUCAAACGCCCUUCCUGACGAUUAUCCUGAAUAAUGGCGGGUGGAAGUCACCCAAGUUUUCGAUGCUGGGCGUACACCCAGACGGUCACGGAUCUCGUUCUCUAUCUGGGGAACAGCUUGGUGUAGGCUUCAGGUUCAACGAUGAAGUCGAUCCGGAUUACGCCCAAAUUGCUGUCGCAGCUACUUCUGGAUGGGCCUGGGGAAAACGUGUUGGAACCCGAGCUCGGCCGGGAGAACGGGUGAAGUUGAACGAGGCCUUUGAGGAAUUGAAGAGUGUACUGGAAGAAGCUGUCAGUAUGGUUGUGGUGGAGAGGAGGUGUGCGAUUGUCGACGUUGUUCUCGAUGCGCUUUGACGUGUCUACUUCUGCUUCCGAAUUGUCUGCGCAAUAAAUACUGUAUAUCAUUCUUUAUCAUCAGACUAACUGGAUCCAAGCUUCAAAGCACAACAAUUUUCGAGUAGUUAUACAUACUUACAAGGUUGUCGAAAGUAAACCAAGGAAAGCAACGGGAGUAUUCAUUGUGAAAUAAAUUAUACUGAAGAAUGAGGAUCGAAAAGUGACAAGGGAAUGAGUCGUGAAACAUUCACAGCUUCAUCGUUGGCCAUUCAACAUCCAGCGAAAUGCACUGCCGUCCUUCAAGGCGCUGAGGGGCGUUAUGUCUCGUCCUUGUUUUCACUCAGAUGAGGAUCAAUGGCCGGAGCAGGCGACCUAGCUCCGCUAACGCCAGCCUGGGCAGCUGCAGCCGCCGCCUGGGCUUGGAAUGGGCUCGGGGCCAAAAUCGAACGAUGAAAUCUUGUGCGAAAAUCUGGGGUAACGACGGCCGCAAUAGCCGCUGCCGCUGUCUCUGAUGCGGUGGCUCCUGGACCAAGUUGUGCAAACGAAGUGGACGUCGAAGUGGACGCCGUAGAAUUCGUCGUGGUUGUCGACGAAGCCGAAGAAGCGUUGGGUUCAAAAGACUGGGGAUCAAAUUGGCGCCGCUGCAACAAAAUUAGAUUUUUUUUGCAUCGAUCACGUUGUAGGAAGAGAUGCAAGCAGCACACUCAAGUCUUUCGACGACUGGCCUUCAGCCAACAGCCCCAUCCGAAGACCAUAGAGGCAGGUUACGUACCUGCCUAUCCCAUUGAUCCCAUGCAUCGGCGAUAAUCGGUUCCAGUGAAGCGAGUUCUUCAUUGGACAUCUGCAAAGUGUCCAAAAGAUGCUGCUUGAGUAGUGGGGCGCAUGAGAAUGAAAGGAGUAGUGUUGUGGCAAACAUUUGCCCUCCAUGACCCUGUAUUCGAGGAAAAGCUGGCUCUCCAGCUUGCGGGUCCACCGAACCAGGAGGAGGUCCUUGUUGUUGCAUCUCUUGAGUAAGUUGGUACUGUGCCUCAGGAUACUGAAGCGCUUCAAGGUUCGGAACGAUCUGAUUGCCCAUAUCCAUCCCAAGUUCCCGCAUCUUCCUCUGCUUCACCAGGGCUCGAUGUUUCCUUUGCCUCUCCCUCGCUGCCGCCCGAACCCUCUCUCGUCUCGCAGCCUCUUCAGGAGUCAAGUCCUCGUAAUCACCUUGCUGCAUCUGAGAUGAAGAAGACAAUGUCUGAUUAUGGUCUACUUGCUGGUGCUGUUGCUGAAAAUCUUUGUGAUUCAUUUGGGCUGUACCGAGAUUGUGAAUAGCGUUCCUAUCGCGCUCUCUCUUUCUCCGUUGACGUUCUGCAGCUUUCUCUCGCUUGGUCCUUUGACUAGGUGUCUCAUUUUCGUAUUUACGCCUGCGGUUGCUAGUGGGGGCAGAAAGGGACGUGGGGGUUUGGAUGGUGGCUGAAUCCAUUUUAUUAGUUAUCCUGCAAGUGGUCCUGAUAGUCGUGACCAAGGUGUGACGGACUGCUUCAGUUUGUGUUGGUCUUCAGUGACAAUUUCGUGACGGUCGGUGACCCGUCGUCGUGGUUGUGAUGAGGAGGA